Molecule: messenger RNA, 1036 nt
Organism: Pieris rapae (cabbage white)
Lineage: Eukaryota; Metazoa; Arthropoda; Insecta; Lepidoptera; Pieridae
Product: lysozyme-like
Exons: 4
Coding region: 350-796 (148 amino acids)
Molecular function (GO): lysozyme activity
Source: RefSeq, a predicted model, not a curated record
AUUUAUUUUUCAUAUUGAAAUAUUGUCGUGAUAUUAUGUUGUUAUAGUCGCAAUUCAUAAUCCAUCAUCUCAAAGCGACCUUAAGCUUACACGGAUGUUACAUUUCGAUUGUAAUCAACUCGGCUAAUUUAUUCGUCACUUUAUUCCGAGAAUAAUACAUUAGAUCGUUUAUUAAUAAGUUACCGAGUGCCUUAAUACAGUUCUUACAAUAGCACCUCACUGGUUUUUACGGGAUAUUUUUUAUUUCUUAUUGAUUGUUUUUUGUUGCGAUUUUAGCAAACCACUCAUCAUUGUGUCAUCCGGCUCGAGAGAAAUCAGAGUGUUAUGUGAUUAGGUACAAGUGAUAAUAAUGAAGUGUCGAGUACUAGUAUUAAUUUUAGGCUUUUUAAGUAAUGUACUCGGUAUCUACGUAACGAAUUUGAACGAAAACUGUAUCCGGUGUCUAUGCCAUGUAGCAGGCUGUGACCUAUCUCAUACGUGUUCAGAUGGUUAUUGUGGACCCUUUUACAUAUCACGGGUGUACUGGGUGGAUGCAGGGAAACCCACGCUGCCAGACGAUAGCCCGGACAGGAAAGAAGCCUACGAAGACUGCGCCAGAGACUACUACUGUUCUGUCAAAAUUAUAGAGAACUAUAUGGCAAAGUUUGGAAAGGACUGCAAUGGAGAUGGAGUCACCAACUGCUACGACUAUAUGAUGAUAAACCACCAUGGUGGGAGAGCUUGCUCCUCGCCGCUUUUCCUCUCACAACUCGGUCUGCGUAGGCUGAAACUCUUUCAGCAGUGCCGUUUUAACUGAAGACUAUGUGAUAGAUUAUGAAAUAUUUUAGACAAAAUAGACGGUCUAUUAACAAAUAAGGAACUGCUGUUCAUGUCUAAAACAAAAACUAUUUUUUUCAUUAUCAUACAGUAAUGCUGCAACCCUUUCUGCCUCAUACCUCUAAUAUUUGCUUCAUCUUAUAUAUAAAAUUCUUGUGUCACGGUGUUAGUAACCGAACACCUCCGAAACGGCUCGACCGAUUCUCAUGAAAUUUUGUGU